CGUACACCGGUUUUUUUUCCUCAGCUCUUAACGUUUCAACAGCAAGGCGCUGAACGAAAGAAGGGGAGGAAUAAUACUGAAAGGGCUUCCGUCGCCACAAGCCUCCGUCUCAACAUCUCGUGUGUUAGAUAUCAAAAACCGGAGUGCAUGCUGCUGCUGUUGUGCUCAGAAUAACACGGACGCGCUGGAGCUCUGACAGUGUUGGUGCAUUCGGGAUUACAGUUAUGAUGAAGGUGCAAGUCAAUCUGAGCCGGAUCCUGCUCUGUUGUUUGCUUUGGAUCGCUGCAGCCGGCGGACAGAACUGUGGUGAUACACUACAUGGACCUAAUGGAACGAUAGAUAGCCCAGGCUUUCCAUAUGGGUAUCCAAAUUAUGCCAACUGUACCUGGACAGUCAUCACUGAAGAGCGGAAUAGAAUACAACUGGCAUUUCAGUCAUUUGCCUUGGAGGAAGACUUUGAUGUACUAUCAGUUUAUGAUGGUCAAUUGCAACAGGAGAACCUAAGAACAAGGUUAACAGGAUUUCAACUUCCUCCUCCGAUUGUGAGUUCUGGAUCCGUUCUCACAUUGUGGCUUCUCAGCGAUUAUGCAGUGAGUGCUCAAGGUUUCAGAGCGAUCUAUGAGGUAUUGCCAAGUCAUACUUGUGGAAAUCCUGGCAAGUUACAGAAUGGACUGCAGCAGGGAUCCACGUUCAAUAUUGGUGACAAAAUCCGGUUCAGCUGCAAUGCUGGCCACUUCCUAGAGGGACAUGCAGUGCUGACGUGCCUUGCCAGCUUGGAGAACAGUGCUUCAUGGGAUUUUCCAGUUCCCUUUUGCCGAGCUGAUGAUGGUUGUGGAGGGACCCUGCGAGGGCAAAGUGGGGUUAUCUCAAGCCCUGGUUUUCCAUCAGAUUAUGACAACAAUGCAGACUGCACUUGGACUAUUCUGGCUGAACCUGGUGAUACCAUUGCACUGGUCUUCACAGACUUUCAACUGGAAGAUGGAUAUGACUUCUUGGAGGUCAGCGGAACGGAAGAUUCAUCAACAUGGUUGACUGGAAUGAAUCUACCUUCUCCUGUUAUCAGCAGUAAAAACUGGCUCCGACUUCACUUCACAUCAGACAGUAAUCACAAGCAGAAAGGGUUUAGUGCUCAUUACCAAGUUAAAAAGCUGAUUGAGCUGAAAUCUCGAGGUGUUAAAUUACUUCCCAGCAAAGACAAUCAGAAGUCUUCAGUUUUAACUCAAGCAGGGAUGGCACAAGGAUAUAAUAUGUGUCCUGACCCAGGAAUUCCUGAAUGGGGUAAAAGAAUAGGUGUGGAUUUCAGUCUGGGCUCCAGUGUGCAGUUCUCAUGUGACGAAGGCUAUGAGUUGCAAGGGUCUAAAAGCAUCACCUGUCUGAGAGUAACUGACAUGUUUGCGGCUUGGAGUGAUCACAGACCAUUCUGCCGAGCUCGAGUCUGUGGUGCCCGUCUGAAUGGUCCCACUGGAGUUAUUACAUCACCCAAUUUCCCGGUUCAGUAUGACAGUGAUGCACACUGUGUAUGGGUGAUUACUGCCUCUGAUCCUGACAAGGUCAUUAGGCUGACGUUUGAUGAAUUUGAGUUGGAAAGAGGCUACGACACACUGACGGUUGGUGAUGGUGGGCAGCCCGGAGAACCAAAAACAGUGCUCCAUGUAUUGACAGGCACAAAUGUUCCUGACCUCAUUGUGAGUGUGAGCAAUCAGAUGUGGCUGCAGUUCCAGACUGAUGAGACCAACAGUAUGCUGGGCUUCAAGGCUAUCUAUGCAGAGAUAGAGCAGGGGACCUGCAGUGAUCCUGGAACACCAGCCUAUGGAAAGCGAGAAGGCAACAGCUUCCUUCAUGGUGAUAUUUUGAGAUUUGAAUGCUUGCCUGCUUUUGAACUUGUUGGCCAAAAAUCUAUUACGUGCCAGAAGAAUAACCAAUGGUCAGCCAAGAAGCCAAGCUGUGUCUUUUCGUGCUUCUUCAAUUUUACAACUCCAUCUGGUGUUCUGCUAUCCCCCAACUACCCAGAGGAUUAUGGCAACCAUAUGCAUUGUGUAUGGCUGAUUAUUGCAAAGCCAGAAAGCAGGAUUCACUUGGCCUUUAAUGAUUUUGAUGUUGAGCCACAAUUUGACUUUGUUUCUGUGAAGGAUGGGUUAAAUCCUGAAUCACCUGUCUUGGGCACUUUCUCUGGAAACAAAAUUCCUUCUCCUUUGACCAGCAGUGGGCACGUAUCACGUCUAGAAUUCCUGACAGACCACUCCACAGCUGCUCGUGGAUUUAACAUCACGUUUACCACAUUCAGGCAUAAUGAAUGCCCAGAUCCAGGAGUUCCAGUGAAUGGGAGACGUUUUGGGGAAAGUCUUCAGCUCGGCAGCACUGUAUCUUUUCUAUGUGAGGAAGGAUUUCUCAAGACACAUGGAUCAGAAACUAUCUCCUGUAUCCUGAAAGAUGGAAACGUGGUCUGGAACAAUGCUGUACCACGAUGUGAAGCGCCAUGUGGAGGUCACCUGACUGCUCCAAGUGGAAUGAUAUUAUCUCCAGGCUGGCCAGGAUUUUACAAGGAUUCUCUGAACUGUGUGUGGGUGAUUGAAGCUGAACCAGGAUACCCGAUUAAAAUAACCUUUGACAGAUUUAAAACUGAAGUAAACUAUGACACCUUGGAGGUACGAGAUGGAAGAUCAUACUCUUCACCGCUCAUAGGACUCUACCAUGGUACACAAGUACCCCAGUUUCUGAUCAGCACCAGCAACUAUCUUUACCUCCUAUUCUCUACUGACAAAAGCCACUCAGAUGUUGGGUUCCAAAUUCGGUUUGAAAGUGUUAAACUACAAUCUGAUUCUUGUUUGGAUCCUGGAAUUCCUGUAAAUGGUCUGCGCCAUGGAAAUCUCUUCUAUAUUGGAUCUUCUGUGACCUUUGGUUGUGACCCAGGGUACACCCUAAGUGAUGAUGAAGCGCUUGUUUGUGAACCCAAUUACCAAUGGAGCCGAGCUUUGCCCAGCUGUGAAGCUUUGUGUGGAGGCUACAUUCGUGGAUCAAGUGGAACCAUCCUGUCUCCUGGCUUUCCUGACUUUUAUCGGAAUUCUCUGAAUUGCACCUGGACAGUGGAGACAUCACAUGGCAAAGGAAUCCAGUUAACAUUCCAUACUUUUCACUUGGAGAGUCCACACGAUUAUCUGCUGAUCACAGAGAAUGGAAGCUUUACCCAACCUUUGAAAAGGCUCUCAGGAUCUAACCUGCCAGCAUCAGUCAGUGCUGGACUCUUCGGGAAUUACACAACACAGAUCCGAUUUAUUUCAGACUUCUCCAUGUCAUAUGAGGGGUUCAACAUAACCUUUUCAGAACAUGAUUUGGAGCCUUGCGAUGAUCCUGGUAUCCCACCAUUCAGCAGCAGAAGUGGCCUUCGAUUUGGUGUUGGAGAUACUCUUACUUUCUCAUGUUUCCCAGGAUAUAGACUGGAAGGCGUAUUCCGGAUUACCUGCCUUGGAGGUAGACGGCGUGUGUGGAGUUCGCCUCUUCCAAGGUGUGUUGCUGAAUGUGGAGCAAGUGUGACUGGAAACGAAGGCAUUCUCCUUUCACCCAAUUACCCAGCUAAUUACAGCAACAACCACGAAUGUAUCUAUUCCAUUCAAACGCAGCCAGGUAAAGGAAUCCGACUGAAAUCCCGGACGUUCAAGCUCCAGCAGGGAGAUAUUCUAAAAAUUUUUGAUGGCAAGGAUAGCUCCUCCCGGCUACUUGGUACUUUCACUGGAUCGGAGAUGCUCGGUGUCGUUCUGAACAGCACAUCAAGCAGUCUGUGGCUUGAGUUCAUCACAAAUGCGGAAAACACAAGCAAAGGAUUUGAACUCCUUUUUUCAAGUUUUGAACUGAUAAAGUGCGAAGAUCCAGGGACUCCAGAGUUUGGUUAUUAAGCCUCAGGUUAAGGAACACUUCAGGGACAAUCUGUUGUCUUUGAUUGCAAACCAGGAUACACAUUACGUGGGAUGUCAGUGCUAACCUGUUACGGAGAUCGCAGAGCCUGGAACAAUCCACUGCCUUCCUGCGUAGCUGAAUGUGGAGGUCAUAUCGUUGGAGAGACUUCAGGAAGAAUCUUAUCACCUGGGUACCCAGCACCAUAUGAUCACAAUCUCCACUGCACUUGGUCUGUUGAAGCAGAUCCUGGCAGCAUGAUCAGCAUCCACUUCCUAGUUUUCCACACAGAAGCUGUUCAUGAUGUUCUGAAGGUUUGGGAUGGACCACUGGAGAGUGGUAUUCUCCUGCGUGAGAUGAGUGGCUCUGUAUUGCCCCCAGAUAUCCAAAGCACAUUCAAUUCCAUCACGCUGCAGUUCGACACAGACUUCUUCACCAGCAAGCAGGGCUUUGCCAUUGAAUUUCAAGUUUCCACAGCUACGUCAUGUAAUGAUCCUGGAUUUCCUCAGAAUGGCAGUCGAAGUGGAGACAGCAGGGAGCCUGAAGAUACCAUUGUAUUUCAGUGUGAUCCUGGCUAUGCCCUGCAAGGAGAGGCAGCCAUCACGUGCGUGCAGAUUGACAAUAGAUUCUUCUGGCAGCCUGAUCCUCCAGCAUGUAUAGCUCCUUGCGGAGGGAAUCUGACUGGGCCCACAGGAAUUAUCUUAUCUCCCUUUUAUCCCGAGCCCUAUCCUCACGGCAAGGAGUGUGAUUGGAAAGUGACAGUUUCACCUGAUUAUGUUAUUGCCCUGACAUUUCAGAGCUUCAGUGUGGAACCAGGCUAUGACUUCCUUCAUAUCUAUGAUGGACCAGAUGCUCUCAGUCCACUGAUCGGUAGCUUCCAAGGCUUGCAGGUGCCUGACAGAAUAGAGAGCAGCAGCAACAACCUCUUUCUGGCCUUUCGGAGUGAUGCCUCUGUCAGCAUGAUGGGAUUUGUCCUUGAAUAUAUGGAGAACCCCAGAGAAUCUUGCUUCGAUCCUGGAACAAUCAAGAAUGGCACAAGAGUGGGUACAGACCUCAAGCUUGGAUCUACAGUGACCUUUUACUGUGACAGUGGCUAUGAGAUAGUUGGUUAUUCGACUCUGACCUGCAUCAUGGGAGGAGAUGGGAAACCUUCCUGGAAUAAGCCUGUUCCAUCUUGUUCAGCACCAUGUGGAGGUCAAUACAUCGGAUCAGAAGGUGUAAUUUUGUCUCCAAACUACCCGAAGAACUACACUGGUGGACAGACUUGUUUAUAUUCCAUUAUUGUGUCUAAAGACUACGUGGUAUUUGGUCAAUUUACAUAUUUUCAAACGGCACUGAAUGAUGUGGUGGAAGUUCAUGAUGGGCCAACCCAACAUUCAAGGCUCCUCAGCUCACUCUCUGGCUCCCACACAGGGGAAUCAUUGCCCCUGGCCACCUCCAAUCAAGUGCUGAUGAAGUUCAGUGCCAAGAGUCAUGCCACUGCUAAAGGGUUUCACUUUGUCUAUCAAGCUGUGCCCCGCACAAGUGCCACUCAGUGCAGCUCUGUACCAGAACCAAGGUAUGGCAGAAGAAUUGGGAAUGACUUUGCUGUUGGGGCCAUUAUCCGCUUUGAAUGCAACCCGGGUUAUGCCCUUCAGGGUUCCAAGAACAUAAAAUGCCUGGCUGUGCCUGAUGCCUUGGCACAGUGGAAUGACUCUGCACCGAGCUGUUCAGUUCCUUGUGGAGGAAAUCUCACUGAGCGAAAGGGCACAAUUCUAUCACCAGGUUUUCCUGAUCCUUAUCAGAACAGCCUGAACUGUUUGUGGAAAAUCACGGUCCCCGAAGGAGCUGGCAUACAGAUUCAAGUUAUCAGCUUUGCCACAGAGCAUAACUGGGACUCCCUGGAGGUCUUUGAUGGUGGUGAUAUCACAGCAACAAUGCUUGGCAGUUUUUCAGGUACCACAGUCCCAGCUUUGUUGAACAGUAGCUCCAAUCAACUUUAUUUACAUUUUUACUCUGACAUCAGUGUUUCUGCAGCUGGAUUUCAUUUGGAAUAUAAAACUGUGGGGUUGACAAGCUGUCCAGAACCAUUGGUCCCUGCCAACAGUGUGAAGAUUGGUGAGAGAUACUUAAUCAACGACGUUGUGUCUUUUCGUUGCGAACCAGGUUACCAAUUGCAGGGACACUCCCAUAUAUCUUGUAUGCCUGGAACUGUCCGCCGGUGGAACUACCCUCCACCACUCUGUAUCGCACAAUGUGGAGGGAUUUCCAUGGAUGUCAACGAUGUAAUCCUGAGUCCAGGUUUUCCAGGAAAUUAUCCCAGUAACAUGGAUUGUGUUUGGAGGAUUUCACUUGAAGUUGGAUAUGGGGCUUAUAUUGAAUUUCUGAACUUUUCCACUGAACCUAACCACGAUUUCAUUGAAAUUCGGAAUGGACCACAUGACACUAGUUCUGUGAUUGGCAGGUUCAGUGGAGCUGAACUUCCACCUUCUCUAAUGUCUACUUCUCAUGGGACAACCAUAUACUUCCACAGUGAUCAUUCAGAAAACAAAUCAGGGUUCAAACUCAUGUACCAAGCUUACGAAUUGCACGAAUGCCCUGAUCCACAGCCAUUUUCUAAUGGCUUUGUCACAGAAUCUGGUUACAAUGUUGGACAGUCCAUUUCAUUUGAGUGUUUCCCAGGAUAUCACCUUGUCGGCCACUCAGUUUUAAACUGCCAGCAUGGAGCUGACAGAAAUUGGGAUUACCCUAUACCAAGAUGUGAAGUUCCCUGUGGAGGCAAUAUUACUACUCACAAUGGCACAAUCUACUCUCCUGGCUAUCCGAAUGAAUAUCCAAACUCGCAAGACUGUACUUGGCUAGUGACAGUGCCUGUGGGCUAUGGGAUUUAUGUCAACUUAACUCUACUGCAAACAGAACCUGGCAAUGACUUCAUUACUAUCUGGGAUGGAGCUCAGCAAAGUGCACCCCAGCUAGGAGUGUUUAGUGGAAGUUCAAUAAAAGAAUCAACAUACAGCACUUCAAAUCAGGUUCUUUUCAAGUUCCACAGUGAUAUGGCAAAUGGAGGCCGAUUUAUUAUAAAUUUUUAUGCCUAUCAGCUGAGGAAGUGCCGGCCUCCUGUUUCUGUGGCAAAUGCAGAGAUUUUCUCUGAAGAUGAAGAGUUUGAGAUCGGUGAUAUUAUCAAGUACCAAUGCCUUCCUGGAUUUACACUGAUUGGAAAUGAAAUAUUAACGUGUCGUCUCGGAACACAUCUCCAGUUUGAAGGACCACCUCCAUCCUGUGAAGCACAUUGCCCAAUGAAUGAGAUCCUCAUGGAGUCCUCAGGAGUCAUCUUAAGUCAAGGCUUCCCAAGAAAUUAUCGACAUUUCCAGACCUGCUCAUGGAUUAUUAAAGUAGAUCCGGGCUACAAUGUUACUCUUCAGAUUGAGUUCUUUCAGAGUGAACGACAGUUCGAUGAACUGGAAAUAUUUGAUGGUCCCUCGAGUCAAAACCCACUGCUCAUCUCUCUCAGCGGCAACUACACAUCUCCAAUAAUAGUUGUCAGCUCAGGCAACAAGGUUUACCUCCGCUGGUCAUCUGAUCAUGCCACCAGCCGGAAAGGAUUUAAGAUAAAUUAUUCAGCUCCUUACUGCAGCCCACCAAGUCCCCCAAGGCAUGGCACAGUUCACACACAUACAGGAGGGCUACCUGGCAGCACAGUGCGAUUCAGCUGUGAUUCAGGCUAUCGAUUGAUUGGACAAGGUACUGCAACAUGCACCAGGUUCCCCCAAGGUUUUUACAAUUGGAAUACCAUUCCUCCUCUUUGUCAAGCCAUUUCUUGUGGCGUCCCAAAAGUUCCAGCAAACGGAACGGUCUUUGGGAGAGAGUAUACUCUCGGAACCAGAGCCAUCUAUCAGUGCAAUGAAGGCUACAGACUGCAGUCUGGUGAACUGUCAACAGCUGUCUGCCAGGAAAAUGGAAAAUGGAGCAAUAAUGACAAGCCUCCACUCUGUGUGGCCGUGACAUGCCCUGAAGUUAAUAGUAUCCAUGUAGAGCAUGGGAACUGGAAGCUGCUAAAUGGAAAUCCAAAUCAAUAUGGAGCUCAAGUGAUUAUCACUUGUGACCUAGGAUAUUAUCUGCAAGGAUUGAGGGUCAUCAACUGUCAGGCUAAUGGGACUUGGAGUGUCGGACAACAGAAGCCCAGCUGUAAAAUAAUCUCAUGUGGAGAACUAGGAUUUCCAGCACAUGGUAAUAAGAUUGGGACAUUAACUACGUAUGCGGCAACAGCCAUCUUUUCCUGUAACACUGGAUACACGAUGGUAGGAUCCCGGGUACGGGAAUGCCAAGCCAACGGGCUGUGGAGUGGAAUGGAAGUAAAUUGUCUUGCUGGUCACUGUGGGAUGCCCAAGUCCAUUGUCAAUGGUCAGAUAAUUGGAGAGAAUUUCAGCUACCGUGGGACAGUGGUGUACCAGUGCAACCCAGGCUUUCGCCUGAUUGGAACUUCAGUUCGAAUUUGCCAGCAGGAUCACAAGUGGUCAGGCAGAUCACCUGUAUGCGUGCCUAUUACAUGUGGUCACCCUGGUAAUCCAGCAAAUGGAAUAACUCACGGAACUCAAUUUAACCUGAAUGAUAUGGUUAGGUUUACCUGUAACCCGGGUUACUUACUGCAUGGAUCCAUUAGCUCCCAGUGCCAAUCUAACGGGCAGUGGAGCAAUUCACUUCCUACAUGUAAAGUUGUUAACUGUUCAGAUCCUGCACAUGUAGAAAAUGGAAUUCGCAGAGUACAAUUGAACAUCGCCCAGCGGUUCAGUUAUGGCAGCAGUGUCUCGUAUGAGUGCAAUGCCGGAUACUACCUGUUGGGAUCAGAUGUGCUGACAUGUCAAGGCGAUGGGUCCUGGGAUAAAUCACUCCCGAAGUGCCUCUUGGUGCUCUGUGGUCAUCCUGGCUUCCCACCUGGUGCAGAACUGUACGGUGACCUAUUUACAGUAGGCUCCACAGUACGAUACCAGUGCACCCGAAGAAGGCAGCUGAUUGGAAAUAGCACUCGUGUUUGCCAACCGGAUGGACAUUGGAGUGGAUCGUUACCACACUGCUCAGGGGAUAGUCUUGGAUUUUGUGGUGAUCCAGGAAUCCCAGCACAUGGCAUUCGGCUUGGCAAAGACUUUCAAGUGAAGAACAUGGUCCGAUUCACCUGUGAAGCUGGCUAUGCACUAAGGGGAUCUUCAGAACGUAUUUGUCAGCCAGAUGGAACCUGGAGUGGGAGCCAGCCUGAGUGUCAAGCUGUCUCCUGUGGAAACCCUGGAACACCAAGCAACGCCAGGAUAGUGUAUAGCAACAGGUUGGACUUCUCGAGUUCUAUUACCUAUGCCUGUCGGGAAGGCUACUAUUCAACUGGUUUGCUGACCAGACACUGUACUGUGAAUGGGACCUGGACCAGCAUCCCCCCACAAUGCAUAGUGAUUAAUUGUGGUGAUCCUGGAGUACCAGCUAAUGGGAUCAGACUGGGCAAUGACUUCACCUACAAUAAAACAGUAGUAUUUCAGUGCAUACCAGGCUACACAAUGGAUUCCUUGAGGUAUUCUACCCUCAUAUGCACCAAAGACAGAACCUGGAAUGGAACUAGGCCAGUCUGUAGACCUAUCAAGUGCCAACCUCCCCCCAGAAUCCUCAAUGGAAUUGUUGUGGGAACAGACUUCAGCUGGGGAGCCAGCAUCAGCUAUGCCUGUUCUGAGGGAUACCAGCUCUCUAUACCUGCUGUGCUUACCUGUGAGGGGAAUGCGACGUGGAGUGGGGAAGUUCCGCAGUGCUUUCCUGUGUUUUGCGGAGAUCCUGGAACCCCAGCUCAAGGAAGGCGAGAAGACCAAGGAUUUACAUAUAAAUCUGCUGUUUUCUUCACCUGUAAUCCACCACUGGUAUUGGUGGGAUCAUCCCGAAGGUUUUGCCAAUCUGACGGCAUGUGGAGUGGAAUCCAACCAACCUGUAUAGAUUCAACACACACCACUUGUGUUGAUCCAGGAGUGCCCUUUUUUGGAAUACAGAACAAUUCCCAAGGUUACCAGGUUGGAAGUACAGUGGGCUUCAAGUGCCAGAAAGGCUAUCUUCUCCUUGGAUCAAGUACACGCACUUGCCUUGCCAAUCUUACCUGGAGUGGCACUCAGCCUGAAUGUAUUCCACACCACUGCAGACAACCUGAGACUCCUCCUCAUGUGAAUGUGGGGUCCAUUGAUUUGCCUUCACUUGGAUACACCUUAAUAUACACAUGUCAGUCUGGUUUCUAUCUUGCUGGAGGGUCAGAGCAUCGGACGUGCAGGCCUGACGGAAACUGGUCAGGGAAACAGCCUCUCUGUUAUGACACAAGGCCCAGUGGAAGGCCAAUGGGAACAGUGAAGGAAAUAACAAGCAGCAAACUUUCCGUUCCGGCCAAUGUCUUUGCCCAGAAUUCUCUCUGGAAAGGUUCAUACGAAUACCUCGGGAAGAGACAGCCAGUCAUGUUAACAAUUAACAGCUUUAAUCUGUCCACCAGCCAAGUCAAGGCAACUCUUUUAGAUCAGAGUGGAGUCGAGCUUAGAUUGAAGGGUUUCUACAAAAAGGAGGAGCAUCAUCUUCUUCUUGAACUUUAUAAAAUCCGAGGUCCUGUUGAAAUGUUUGUACACAAAUUUAAGAAUGACAACCUGGCACUGGAUGGAUAUGUUUCUGCAGAGGCUUCAGGCAACACAUUUGUGUACCAGGGAUUUGUUCAAGGCAAGGACUUUGGGCAAUUUGGUCUCCAAAGAAUAGAUCUGCACAUGCUGGAAGCUGGCACAGAUUCAAUUGGGCACCACCUGAGCACCAGCAGCAGCUCGGUAGCAGUUGCCAUCCUUGUGCCUUUCUUUGCCCUGAUAACGGCAGGAUUUAUAUUGUAUCUGUACAAACACAGGAAAAGGCCAAAAGUACCAUUCAACGGUUUUGCAGGCCAUGAAAAUACAAAUGGUCGAGCAACUUUUGAAAACCCUAUGUAUGAUCGAAAUGUCCAGCCCUCUGACAUUGUGGCCAAUGAGAUUGAGGUGACAGUGAGCACUGUAUGCACGGCAGUAUAGCAGCUACUCUUGAGAAAUACAUUGAAUGCUGAAGUUCAGAAUCGCCUCAUCAGAUUCGACUUGGCUGCUUUUCUUCAAACAC
Molecule: messenger RNA, 11004 nt
Organism: Pristis pectinata (smalltooth sawfish)
Lineage: Eukaryota; Metazoa; Chordata; Chondrichthyes; Rhinopristiformes; Pristidae
Product: CUB and sushi domain-containing protein 1-like
Source: RefSeq, a predicted model, not a curated record